CCGAGCUCCUCCUUCCCCUGUUUCCAAAAGUCAAAAUUUUCUUUCUUUCCCAUUACUCACAGGUUCUUAAAAUGCUCCCUAAAUCAAAUCAAAUCAAAUAUCUGUAGCUCUCAUAAAUGAUAAAAUUAAAGCCCAUUUCCAUUUCCAUUUCCAUUUUCCAUGGCUGAGAAGAAGAAGACGAAGAAGGAAGAAGAAGAAGAAGGUGAAAGCAUGGCCAUGAAAAAGAUGCAAGUUUUCUACUACCUCUCGAGAAAUGGGCAACUGGAGCAGCCCCAUUUUGUUGAGCUCAAUCUCCCCGCCAACCGCCCUCUUCGCCUCAGAGAUGUGAUGGAUCGGCUGGCGGUUCUGAGAGGGAAGGCCAUGCCCGCUCUCUAUUCCUGGUCCUGCAAGAGGAGCUACAAAUGCGGAUAUGUGUGGAACGACUUGUCGGAAAACGACGUUGUGUAUCCCGCUGAUGCUGUGGGGGCUGAGUAUGUUCUCAAGGGCUCUCAACUCCUUCACCACUCUUCUGAACUCGUAACCGAGUCGGCUCCGAGUCGGAGCUCGGUCCUGCUCCAGUUCAUUGCCUGCGGGAGCUCGUCGGUCUCUAAGGGGAAAACCGGACCAGGUCCGAUUGAACCGGCUAAGGAGAUUGGGAGAAGAACGGAGAGCCUUCGGAAAGGAGUUGCGUGUAAAAUUGCUGGAAAACUACAUGUCGGAGGAGAUGAGGAGAUGAUAAACUACAUGUCGGAGAACCCGAGGUUCGGAAAUUUGCAGUCGGAGGAGAAGGAGUACUUCAGUGGCUCGAUCGUCGAGUCGAUUAGAGAAGAUCGACAUGUCGCGGAACCGGCGCUGAAGAAAUCGAACUCAUAUAACGAAGAAAAGAGCAAGAGAGGAGAAUUUGGAGAUAAGAGAGAUGAAGAAGAACAGAGGGCUCAGGAGGAAGACGGUUGUGGGAAAGGGAGGUGCCUCCCUCGCAUGAUCUCAGCCUCAGCCUCAUCAUCAAAGCAACCCACCAGGCCUUGACACACCACAAAUCAUUUUGGCAAAUUGUUUUUCAUUUUCAACAUUAUGAAUUUUAAUUUAGGACUAUAUAUAUAUAUAUCAAUAUAUGUUGUUGAAGAUAUUUUAUGAGCAGAAUUUUAGGGAUAUAGUUUGAUAUGGUUUUGUUUUAGAAAUCGAAGAUCGGUUGAUGUGGCUUUCGAUUCA
This is a messenger RNA of Momordica charantia (bitter melon), 1188 nucleotides long. The record is from RefSeq and is a predicted model, not a curated record. NCBI's taxonomy places the organism in Eukaryota, Viridiplantae, Streptophyta, Magnoliopsida, Cucurbitales, Cucurbitaceae.